Molecule: messenger RNA, 849 nt
Organism: Salpingoeca rosetta
Lineage: Eukaryota; Choanoflagellata; Craspedida; Salpingoecidae
Product: cytochrome c oxidase assembly protein COX11
Exons: 7
Coding region: 1-849 (282 amino acids)
Cellular component (GO): mitochondrial inner membrane
Molecular function (GO): copper ion binding
Source: RefSeq, a predicted model, not a curated record
AUGGCGAAAGCGGCCACGGCGCAGCCGCAGAGCAUGGCGCGAGGCGUCGCAGCGGGCGUGUUGCGGGCGACAUCGGCGCGAACGGUGACGACAUAUUCUGCGCAGUCCCAGAGAACAGCGAGAGCGGUCAUGGCCCACACAUCCACGAGCAGACACACGCCGCGCACCCUGCAGUGGCUCAGCCAGAGCUGGAGUCGCCGCCUCUAUUCAACACAGUAUCAGCAGCCGCAGUUUAGCCGCGGCGAUAACAAGGCGACCGCCAUCUACGCCACGGCUUGGAUCAUCAUGAUCUUGGGCUUCUCCUACGCAGCCGUGCCGCUCUACAGAGCCUUCUGCCAGGCAUGGCGUGCCACUGGGUAUGGCGGUACGGUGAACAAGCACGACAACGAUAAGAAAAAGGUUGAGGACAUGGUGCCUGUGGAAGAUCGACAAAUCACCGUCAGGUUCAAUGCCGACACGAGUGCCACGAUGCCGUGGUCGUUCAAGCCACAACAGAAGGCAGUCACUGUUGUUCCUGGCGAGACAGCGCUUGCGUUCUUCACCGCCUCCAACCCCACGGAUGAGGCCAUCACAGGCAUCUCCACAUACAACGUCGUCCCCUUUGAGGCAGGGCAGUACUUCAACAAGAUCCAGUGCUUCUGUUUCGAAGAGCAGCGAUUGAAUCCAAACGAGGAGGUGGAUAUGCCCGUCUUCUUCUACAUCGACCCGGAGUUUGCAGAGGACCCAAACCUCAUGCGGAUUAAUGACAUUACGCUGAGCUACACGUUCUUCAAGUCCACGAGCACCGUGUCCCCCAUCGUGCCACCAGAACAGCGGCAGCUGCAGCAAGAACAGGCCUCAACAGCAUAA